AUGAGCUUUCCCGACCACUACGGUGUCAAUUUCACCAAGACAACCCACGAGAAGGCUGAAGGCCCAACACUCCCGGAGAACAACAAACCCCCAGCAGGCCAGCACUUCAAUGUCGUCGUCACAGGAGCAGGAAAAGGCCUAGGCUAUGCUAUCAGUAUCGCUUAUGCCAAAGCAGGAGCAACCGGAAUCUGCAUAUCCUCCCGCACCCAAUCCGACCUCGAUGCCCUCUCCACCGACCUAAAACGCAUCAACCCAAACCUCACCAUCCUCUCCCAACGCUGCGACACCUCCGAUCCAAAAUCCGUAGCUGCCCUCGCGACCGCCACGACAGAAACCUUCGGAACACAUCUCGAUGUUGUCGUUGCGAACGCGGGGAUCAUCAGCAAGUAUAUCGAGAAUGAGGUGAAUCCGAAGACCGGGAAGGUGCAGGCGAGGCGGCUGCCGGAAGGUGUGAUCGAGGAUGAGGAUUAUUUGAGGGUGACGAGUGUGAAUUAUUUGGGAGUUUAUUAUACGGCCAAGUAUUUUGUGCCGGGGCUUGUGGGGAGGCAGAACCAAUCCUCUAUUCGCGCUUUCAUUGCCAUAACUUCUUUGGCCGGGCACUUCCCCGUCUCAACUUUCACACCCAUCGCCUACAACGUGUCCAAAAUCGCCGUCAAUCGCCUCAUCGAGUGCAUGGCGAACGACCAUGCUGCUGACUCCCUCCUCGCUUUCUCUGUGCAUCCCGGUGAGGUCAUUACGCCACAGACCGAGGGACACAGUAAUGAGUCCGGCGAUGACUGGGAAAAGCUUUUACAGACAGAUGUUGGGCUUGUAGGUGGAUUUUGUACAUGGUUGACCCACACGAGAAAGGAGUGGUUGAGCGGCAGGUAUUUGAGUGUGCAUUGGGAUGUAAAUGAAUUGGAGGCGAAGAAGGAGGAGAUUGUGGAGAAAGAUGCAUUAAAGUUUAGAAUGGUUGUCUAA
Lithohypha guttulata is the source of this 960-nucleotide messenger RNA. RefSeq lists its product as uncharacterized. The record is from RefSeq and is a predicted model, not a curated record. The transcript is spliced from 4 exons. Bases 1 to 960 code for a protein of 319 amino acids. NCBI's taxonomy places the organism in Eukaryota, Fungi, Ascomycota, Eurotiomycetes, Chaetothyriales, Trichomeriaceae. Gene Ontology annotation, molecular function: oxidoreductase activity, acting on NAD(P)H, oxygen as acceptor. Gene Ontology annotation, cellular component: intracellular anatomical structure.